AACACAUUUAGAUACUAAGCACGAACUUCUUAACUGAAGGUGUCACUUGUUAUUACUCAGGGUUUCCAGCUGUCACAGUUUCUUGAUGGCAUUAUUGAGAAUUCAUCGACAUCGCUGGAAAAUCUAGCCAUAAUGAGGAACAGAAAAUUCUGUGGAAUUUCUUUGCAUUUUCCAUCCACUUACCUUUGCAUUUGAUGCUAUGGGACUUGUGGGGUUUUUUGUUUUGUUUUGUUUUUGUUUUUUGGUAUUUGUCUCAAGACUUCUUGGACUUCAAUUAUAUAAAGUCAAGAAAAGAUUGAGUUGUAAUCAUGCUCGAGUUUGUGACAUACAAAGCAUCUAUCCUGUCUGGGUUAUUUAUUUCCUUUAACUUCUAACUUCAGUCUCACAGCUGACCUUUAUUCCUACUUCCAACGGCCAAAGGUCAAAAUGAACAAAGGACGCAUAAGUGUGGGUCAGCAAACAUGGGCUCUUCUCUGCAAGAACUGUCUUAAAAAGUGGAGGAUGAAAAGAGAGACCUUCUUGGAAUGGUUUUGUUCAUUUCUUUUAGUACUGUUUGCAUACCUAUUCUCCUCCAAUUUACAUCAAGUUAACGACUCUCCUCAAAUGCCUGCAAUGGAUCUGGGUCAUGUAGGUGAUUUUAAUGAUUCUAACUAUGUUAUUGAAUUUGCACCUGAAUCCCAAACUGCCCACACCAUAAUGAACAAGGUAGCUUCAGCCCCAUUCCUGAAAGGAAGAACAAUAAUGGGAUGGCCUGAUGAAAACAGCAUGAAUGAAUUGGAUUUAAAUUAUUCAAUGGAUGCAGUGAGAAUCAUCUUUAAUGAUAUGUUCUCGUAUCAUUUGAAAUUUUCUUGGGGACAUAGAAUCCCUAAGAUGAAAGAGCACAGAGACCAUUCAGCUCAUUGUCAAGUAAUGGACAAAAAACAAACAUGUGAAGGUUCAAUGUUCUGGGAGAAAGGCUUUGUAGCCUUGCAAGCUGCUGUUAAUGCUGCCAUCAUUGAAAUCACAACAAAUCACUCAGUGAUGGAGGAGCUAAUGUCAGUGACUGGUAUAAAUAUGAAGAUAUUGCCUUUUGUUGCCCAAGGAGGAGUUACAACUGAUUUUUUCAUUUUCUUCUGCAUCAUUUCUUUUUCUUCGUUUAUAUACUAUGUAUCAGUCAAUGUGACACAAGAAAGACAGUACAUUAAGUCAUUGAUGACAAUGAUGGGCCUUCGAGAGUCUGCAUUCUGGCUCUCCUGGGGCUUGAUGUAUGCUGGAUUCGUCCUUAUUAUGGCCACUUUGAUGGCAAGUAUUGUCAAAUCUGCCCAUAUUGUCAUCCUAACGGGUUUUGUGGUGGUCUUCACCCUCUUUCUUCUCUAUGGCCUGUCUUUGAUAACUUUAGCUUUCCUGAUGAGUGUGUUGAUAAAGAAACCUUUCCUUACUGGCUUGUCUGUCUUUCUUCUUACCAUUUUUUGGGGGAGUCUGGGAUUCACUGCAAUGUACAGACAUCUUCCUGCCAUUUUGGAAUGGAUCUUAGGUCUUCUUAGCCCCUUUGCCUUUACUGCUGGAAUGGCCCAGCUUAUACAUUUGGACUAUGACGUGAAUUCUAAUGUUCAUUUGGUUUCUUCAAAUGACUCAUACCUAAUCAUAGCCACGCUUUUCACGUUGGUUUUGGAUGCUCUACUGUACUUGGUAUUGGCAUUAUAUUUUGACAAAAUUUUGCCCAACAAGUAUGGACAUCGACAUUCUCCCUUGUUCUUCCUGAAGUCCUCUCUUUGCUUUCAACACCAAAGAGCGAUUCCUGUGGACCUUGAGAAUGAAGUAGAUUCUGAUCCUUCAUUCAAUGAGUCGUUUGAACCAGUGUCUCCUGAGUUCCUUGGGAAAGAAGCCAUGAGAAUCAAAAACUUUAAAAAAGAGUAUACAGGAAAACAUGAAAAAAUAGAAGCUUUGAGAGGUCUGGUACUGGACAUAUAUGAAGGCCAGAUCACUGCCCUCCUCGGUCACAGUGGAGCUGGGAAAACCACCCUGUUAAACACUCUUAGUGGGCUGUCGCUCCCAACAUCAGGUUCUGUCACCAUCUAUAAUCAGACCCUUUCAGAAAUGGCUGACUUUGAAACUGUCAGCAAGUUCACUGGAGUUUGUCCACAAUCCAAUGUACAAUUUGGCUUUCUCACUGUGAGAGAAAAUCUCAAGCUGUUUGCUAAGAUAAAAGGGAUUCUCCCACAGGAAGUGGAGCAAGAGGUACAAUGAGUUUUACGGGACUUAGUGAUGGAAAAUAUUCAAGAUAUUCUUGCUCAAAAUUUAAGUGGUGGACAAAAAAGGAAACUAACUUUUGGGAUUGCCAUUUUGGGAGAUCCUCAGGUUUUGCUAUUGGAUGAACUAACAGCUGGAUUAGAUCCCCUUUCAAGGCACCACAUAUGGAACCUCCUGAAAGAGAGGAAAGCGAACAGAGUAAUUCUCUUCAGUACCCAGUUCAUGGAUGAGGCUGACAUCCUGGCUGAUAGGAAAGUGUUUAUAUCCAACUGGAGACUGAAGUGUGCAGGCUCCUCUCUGUUCCUGAAGAAGAAAUGGGGCAUUGGCUACCAUUUAAGUUUGCAUCUGAAUGAAAUGUGUGAUCCAGAAAAUAUAACAUCACUGGUUAAACAACACAUCCCUGAUGGCAAAUUAACAGCACAAAGUGAAGAAAAACUUGUCUAUAUUUUGCCCUUUGAAAGGACAAACAAGUUUCCAGAUAUUGGAGUUCAGGGACAGUUACAAAGUGAUGCAAGCCUUGCUGCACUGGAGCAAGUGUUGUCCUCCCUCAGCACAAGAAACACAGUCAGCGGCAUGGUGCUCUGGAGGCAGCAGCUCUGUGCAAUAGCAAAAGUGCGAUUCCUAAAGUUAAAGAAUGAAAGAAAAAGCCUGUUGGCCAUGUUACUGCUUUUUGGGAUUAGCUUUUUCCCUCAACUUUUGGAACAUCUAUUCUAUGAGCUAUAUGAAAAAAGUUACACUUGGGGUCUGUCUCCAAAUAUGUACUUCCUUUCGCCAGGACAACCACCACAAGACCCUCUGACUGAUUUACUGGUCAUCAACAAAACAGGGUCAAGCAUCGAUAAGUUUAUCCAUUCACUGAGACGGCAGAACAUAGCUUUAGAAGUGGAUGCCUUUGGGAGUAGAAAUGGCACAGAUGAACCAUUCUACAAUGGUGCAAUCAUUGUGUCAGGUGAUGGAAAGAGUCACAGAUUUUCAAUAGCAUGUAACACCAAAAGGCUGAAUUGCUUUCCUGUCCUCAUGGAUGUCAUUAGCAACGGGCUCCUUGGAAUUUUUAAUUCUUCAGAACGCAUUCAGACCGACAGAAGCAUGUUUUUUGAAGAGCAUUUGUCUUAUGAACACAGUUACCCAAGCAAUGCGUUCUUCUGGAUACCAGUGGCUGCCUGUUUCACUCCUUACAUUGCAAUGAGCUGCAUCGGUGACUACAAAAAAAAAGUUCAUUCUCAGCUGUGGAUUUCUGGCCUCUACCCUUCUGCUUACUGGUUUGGACAGGCAGUGGUGGAUAUUCCCCUGUACUUUUUGAUUCUCCUUCUAAUGCAAAUAAUGGAUUAUGUUUUUAGCCCAGAGGAAAUCGUAUUUAUCAUUCAAAACCUGUUAAUUCAGGUAAGCGUAUUGGGUAAUAUAUCAUCCCUUGUUUUCUUGACAUACGUGAUUUCAUUCAUUUUUCGCAACGUCAGAAAAAACAGUGGCAUUUGGUCAUUUUUCUUCUUAAUUGUUACCAUCUUCUCAAUAGUUGCUACAGAUUUAAAUGAAUAUAGAUUUCUAGGGCUCUUUUUGUGUACUAUAUUAAUACCGCCCUUCACACUGAUUGGCUCACUAUUAAUUUUUUCUGAGAUUUCUCCUGAUGCCAUGGAUUACUUAGGAGCUUCAGAAUCUCAAGUAGUAUUUCUGGCUUUGCUUAUACCUUACCUCCAUUUUUUCAUUUUCCUGUUUGUUCUGAGAUGUCUGGAGAAGUACUUUGGGAAGAAAUUGCUGAGAAAGGAUCCUGUGUUCAGAAUUUCUCCAAGAAAGAGUGAUGUUUUUCCAAACCCAGAAGAACCUGAAGGAGAGGAUGAAGACAUUCAGAGGGAAAGAAUGCAAACAGCAAAUGCUGUGAAUGUCUUAGAAAUGGAUGAGAAACCAAUCAUCACUGUCAACUGUCUACGGAAGGAAUAUGCUGGCAAGAAGAAAAAUUGCUUUUCCAAAAGGAAGAAAAAAAUUGCCACAAGAAACAUCUCUUUCUGUGUUAAAAAAGGUGAAGUUAUAGGGCUGUUAGGACACAAUGGAGCUGGUAAAAGCACAACAAUUAAGAUGAUAACUGGAGAGACAAAACCCACUGCAGGGCAGGUGAUUUUGAAAGGGAGCAGCAAGGGGGGCACACUUGGGUUCCUGGGGUACUGCCCUCAGGAAAAUGUGCUGUGGCCCAUCCUGACUGUGAGGGAACACCUGGAAGCUUAUGCUGCUCUGAAAGGGCUGAAGAAAAAGGAUGCCUCAGUCACCAUUACACGGCUGGUGGACGUGCUCAAGCUGCAGGACCAGCUGAAGGCCCCCGUGAAGACCCUGUCUGAGGGAGUAAAGAGAAAGCUGUGCUUCAUGCUGAGCAUCCUGGGGAACCCGUCAGUGGUGCUUCUGGAUGAGCCAUCCACCAGGAUGGACCCUGAAGGGCAGCAGCAAAUGUGACAGGCAAUCCAGGCCACCAUCAGAAACACAGAGCAGGGCGCCCUCCUGACCACCCACUACAUGGCAGAGUCUGAGGCCGUGUGCAAUCGGGUGGCCAUCAUGGUGUCUGGAAAGCUGAGGUGUAUCGGCUCUAUCCAACAUCUAAAAAGCAAAUUCGGCAAAGAAUACCUGCUGGAAAUGAAGGUGAAGACCCUCGCACAGGUAGAGCCCCUCCAUGAGGAAAUUCUGAGACUUUUCCCCCAGGCUGCUCGGCAGGAAAGGUACUCCUCCCUGAUGGCCAAUAAGUUGUCUGUUGAAGAUGUAUGACCUUUAUCACAGGCUUUCUUCAAACUGGAGAUAGUUAAACAGAGCUUCAACUUGGAGGAGUACAGCCUUUCACAGUCCACCCUGGAGCAGGUCUUCCUGGAGCUCUCCAAGGAGCAGGAGCUGGAUGAUUUGGAUGAGGAACUUGAUCCUUCCAUGAAGUGGAAGCUCCUGCCUCAGGAAGAGCCUUAGAGCUCCAAAUACUCUGUUUCUCUUCGAGCCUACAUAUUAGUUAGACUUUGGUGUCACUGUGACAAAAUACCUACAAAACAACUGAAAAGAGGAUUUAUUUUAGCCCAAGGUUUGAGAGAUUUCCAUUUGUAGUACUUGGAUCCAUCGAUUUUAUGCACACGGGGAAGCAGAACAUCAGGGCGGCAGGAGCGUGAUGAAGGAUGUUCUUCCCCUCAUGAUGGACAGGGAGCAGAGAGAGAAAAAGGACUGGAACCAAGUAUAAUCUACUACUUCCUCCAAUAGGUUCCACCUCUUGAAGUUUCCACCACCUCCCACGAUAGAGCCACCUGCUGGAGACCAAGUAUUCAACACACAUGGAAGACAUUUCAUACCCAAACCAUAAUGGCUUGUGACUCUUUUAAAGACAAUAUUCUAUAGCACUAAUGUACCUUAUCUCAGAUGUACCACUGAAUAAUUUUGAAACUCAUUUAAUAUUUUUCUCAAUAUUUCUUACAAUUUGGCCGGUAGGUGAAGUCUGUGAGAGCAAGGAUGAGCCGGAAGGCAAAUUAACCAUGCACAUGGUGCCAGCAACCAAAUCUCAUUUUCACAGUUUAAAAUGUACUUACAAUAGAAUUGCUUAUAUUUCUGAGGAUGGUUCAGAGAUUGAUUUUAUUUCCCUGAAUUUCAAAACACUAUUUUGCUAUCUUCUUGAUUGGGUAAAGUAUAAAUAAGGAAAUCAAUUCAUUACCCAGCAGGACAGUAUUCGCU
Messenger RNA from Castor canadensis (American beaver), 5907 nucleotides. Lineage: Eukaryota; Metazoa; Chordata; Mammalia; Rodentia; Castoridae. The record is from RefSeq and is a predicted model, not a curated record.